Messenger RNA from Selaginella moellendorffii, 1816 nucleotides. RefSeq names its product linamarin synthase 2. Lineage: Eukaryota; Viridiplantae; Streptophyta; Lycopodiopsida; Selaginellales; Selaginellaceae. The coding region runs from base 645 to 1781 and encodes 378 amino acids. The transcript has 4 exons. Gene Ontology annotation, molecular function: UDP-glycosyltransferase activity. The record is from RefSeq and is a predicted model, not a curated record.
AUCUUCGGCGGUGCCAAUCCUUUGCUGGCCGUGCGUUGCCGAGCAGAAUCUCAACUGCAAGCUUAUAGUGGAGGACUGGAAGAUCGGUCUUAAGUUCUCGCGCGUGAGAGAUCCUCGCAAGGUGGUGGCCAGGGACGAGUUUGUGGAGGUGGUGGAGCAACUCAUGGGAGCCGAGAGUGGCGAUUCCUUUAGACGUAAUGUGAAGGAGCUCAGCAAGGCGGCUCAGCGAGCAGCAGUGAAAGGAGGAUCGUCAUAUGAAAGUUUGGACAAGUUCGUCAAAGCUGUGGAAGUUUUAUAAGUGUAUAGGUGGCGUAAUGUUGAAGUAAGAGCUAAUCCAGAAGAGGUAAUGUGAGAAACGGCAGCAUAGUCCCUUCCUUCCAGAGCACUCAAGAACGGUUCUUCCCAUUCCAACCCAAGGCCACAUCACUCCACUCCUCCAUCUCUCCAGAGCGCUGGCGUCGCGAGGCUUCGUCAUAACUUUUAUCAACACGGAGGCCAACCACAGGGACUUGAAGGACGUCGUUUCGCAGGAGGAGAGCUUUGGCUAUGGCGGCGGCAUUCGUUUCGAGACGGUCCCCGGGAUCCAAGCGAGCGAGGCCGACUUCACGGCCCCGGAGACGCGGCAAAUCUUCUUCGAGGCGGUGAUGGCGAUGCAGGGUCCAGUGGAGAGCUUGCUCAUCAGGAGCAUGGCCAGAGACGAUGAUCUCGUUCCUCCGGUCUCGUGCUUCAUCUCGGAUAUGUUGCUCCCGUGGUCCGCGGAAGUAGCAAGAAGGACCGGAAUCCCAGAGGUCAAGUUCUGGACCGCCAGUGCCUCUUGCGUUUUGCUCGAUUGCUCGUUUCCGCGAAUGCUGGAGAAGGGAGACGUUCCAGUCCAAGAUCGUUCCAUUGAAAAGUACAUCACUUACGUAGACGGCUUGUCACCACUGCCAAUCUGGGGCCUCCCGCGCGACCUUUCUGCCAUUGACGAAUCAGGAUUCGCUCGCAGAUACGCUAGAGCCAAGAGCUACGCCACAACGUCGUGGGUUUUGAUCAACUCGUUCGAAGAACUCGAGGGCAGUGCCACCUUCCAAGCCCUCCGAGACAUCUCUCCCAAAGCAAUCGCAGUGGGUCCUCUUUUCACCAUGGCCCCCGGCUGCAACAAGGCAAGCUUGUGGAAGGAAGACACCGAGAGUUUAUCCUGGCUCGGCAAGCAAAGUCCCGGCUCGGUUCUCUACAUUUCCUUGGGCAGCAUCGCGACCCUCAGCUUCGAUCAGUUCAAGGAGUUCUCCGAGGGACUGAGGCUUCUCCAGCGUCCGUUUAUCUGGGCCAUCCGACCCAAGUCGGUCGCCGGCAUGGAGCCCGAGUUCCUGGAGCGUUUCAAGGAGGCCGUGAGGAGCUUUGGACUGGUUGUGAGCUGGGCUCCUCAGGUGGACAUCCUCCGCCACCCUUCCACGGCUGGAUUUCUCAGUCACUGCGGCUGGAACUCCAUCCUCGAGAGCGUAGCAUCCGCGGUGCCCAUGCUUUGCUGGCCGUGCGUCGCGGAGCAGAAUCUAAACUGCAAGUUGAUAGUGGAGGACUGGAAGAUCGGUCUCAAGUUCUCGUGCGUGACCAUGCCGGAUCCUCCCGAGGUGAUGGCGAGGGACGAGUUUGUGGAGGUGGUGGAGCGAUUCAUGGGAACUGACAGUGAGCAUUUGAGGAUUAACGUGAAGAAGCUGAGCGAGGAGGCUCGUAGAGCAGUGUCUAGUGGUGGCUCCUCAUAUGAAAACCUGGAGAGAUUUGCUCAAGCAGUGAAAAUUUCCUAAACUUCAAUCCAAAGCUAAGAGAAAACUUCAAAGCA